AAAUUUUGUUUUUUCAAAAUUGUGAGAUAAUAAUAAAAAAAGUAGUGGAUCCGGAAGAUACGGAUCAGGAUACGCAAGUAAUGGGUCUCAACUUUACAGUUUCUUUAGCCGUCACGAAAUCCUCAUCUCCAUGACUUCACACUGAAGGAUCCUCCUCUCUUCACCCAUAUAACCUAGCCUAAUCUCCCCCUCUCUUUCUACGAAGUUUCAACUUUCAAACUCAUUGAAGAAUGCACUCUGAGCCCAUUUCAAGUUUCUCUCAGGUCUAAGCAGAUUACACUUGUGAUGCAAAAUAUAUCUUUGAAAUCUUGCUCGGUUGUAGUUCAUGAGUUGCAUGAGGAUUCUAAUGUGCUUCUCAAUCUUGCAAGUUCCCAGAUGCAGAACCCAUACCUUAGCUAAUUUUUGGUGGGAAAGCUCUCGUAGUUUAAAUAGAACAUGUGGCAAGAAUUCCAGCUUUCGAUUGUUGGGUUCCAAAGCCAAUGGGAUGGAAGGAGGAUACAGUAAAAGAUGGAUCAGAAGACCUGUAAGUACCAAAACAGGAGGAGAAAGCCAAACUACUCGAAAAAGCAAAUCAACCACCAUUGGACAUGAAAUUCUGGAUGAAACAGUUUCAACUAGGUCUACAUUGAAUAUAAAAAAAACAGAAGUAAGUGAUUUCCAUAGGAAUCAAUACUGUGAUACUCAACAAAAGAUUGCUGAGAACGAAGACAUUGCUAAGCUUGUGACUGUUAUUGUCUUUGAUAUUGAGACUACUGGGUUCAGCAGACAGAAUGAACGCAUUAUUGAGAUUGCAUUGCAGGAUCUUCAGGGAGGUGAAAACAGCACCUUCCAAACACUAGUAAAUCCCGGACGCCAUGUUACUAAUUCAGAUAUUCAUCACAUUACAACACAUAUGGUCUGCAGACCUGAUGUCCCAAGGAUGGAAGAGUUGAUACCUAUAUUACUGCAGUAUGUGAAGAGCCGUCAGAAACCUGGGGGCUAUGUAAUGUUUGUUGCUCACAAUGCUCGUAAUUUUGAUGUCCCAUUUUUGGUUAAUGAAUUCGGUCGCCACCAUUUUGAAAUUCCUCAGAAUUGGCUUUUCGUCGACACGCGACCUCUGGCACGUGAAGUGCUGAAGAUGGAAGGAUUAAAAGUUACUUCAGGGACAUCACUAGAAGCCCUUUGCAAGAAGUAUAAUAUUCAAUUCGUUGGCAAAGCACACAGAGCCAUGGCUGACGUGACCGCAUUAUCAUUAGUUCUUCAGAGGCUGACUUUCGACCUGAAACUCCCACUUUCUGGCCUCAUUGCAAGACAUUUUACACCUUCAGAAUUAACCUCUGCAAAGAAGAAGAAAUAGAGCUAGUUUGGAGCCGCAUUAUGCCCCUGUAUUAACUAUUUAUAGUAUAUUUUUUACCCAUUUCAUGAUAAAAUCUCCAGGUCAUUUAUUUUA
Messenger RNA from Populus nigra (black poplar), 1429 nucleotides. RefSeq names its product exonuclease DPD1, chloroplastic/mitochondrial. Lineage: Eukaryota; Viridiplantae; Streptophyta; Magnoliopsida; Malpighiales; Salicaceae. Bases 326 to 1336 code for a protein of 336 amino acids. Gene Ontology annotation, cellular component: cytoplasm. The transcript is spliced from 4 exons. Gene Ontology annotation, biological process: DNA catabolic process. Gene Ontology annotation, molecular function: nucleic acid binding; 3'-5'-DNA exonuclease activity. The record is from RefSeq and is a predicted model, not a curated record.